Aricia agestis (brown argus) is the source of this 1264-nucleotide messenger RNA. It is a transcript of the gene Ist1, whose product is annotated as IST1 homolog. Gene Ontology annotation, biological process: protein transport. The record is from RefSeq and is a predicted model, not a curated record. Bases 94 to 1197 code for a protein of 367 amino acids. Lineage: Eukaryota; Metazoa; Arthropoda; Insecta; Lepidoptera; Lycaenidae. The transcript is spliced from 7 exons.
GAUUGUUUUGGACUUUUGGUGAUUCACUCAAUUACAAAGUUUUAUUAAUUCGUCAUUUAAAUCUUAUUUACUGAACAAAAAGAGAUUAAUAUAAUGUUUUCCUCAAAUCCCAAUUACACUAAACUAAAAACGCACUUGAGGCUUGCAAUAAACCGUCUAAAAUUAUUGGAAAAGAAAAAAACUGAGCUAGCACAAAAGGCAAGGAAGGAAAUAGCCGAAUAUAUUGCAAGUGGCAAAAGUGAGAGGGCUAAAAUUCGUGUAGAACACAUUAUCAGGGAGGACUACAUGGUGGAGGCGAUGGAGAUAGUUGAGAUGUACUGUGACCUGGUGCUUGCUCGGUUUGGCCUCAUCACUCAGAUGAAGGAGCUGGACGAGGGGCUCUGCGAGGCCAUCUCUAGCCUCAUCUGGGUUGCUCCGAGGAUGCACACCGAUGUACAGGAACUGAAAGUUGUAUCAGAUUUGUUGACUGCCAAGUAUGGGAAAGUAUAUGCAGAUGCCUGCAGGAAUGAAAGUGUGGCGACAAUCAGUGAGAAACUAAGGCACAAACUGUCCGUCCAGAGUCCACCGAAAAUACUCGUGGAGAAGUAUCUUAUAGAGAUUGCCAAAAAUUACAAUGUGGAGUACACACCUGAUGAACAAGUUAUGAGGGAGGAUGAAGCCAGGGAUGCUAUGCUGAUAGACAUAAACGGUCCACCAAAUCCCCCCGGCUUCAUCGGUUAUCCUGCACCACCACCGAUGCCACAAAUGCCAAACUUACCACCACCAACAGGGCAGCCUUUCAGCUAUCCAUCUCAUGGCAAAGUCGGUGGAUUCAUUGCUGGUCCACCCGGCAACAACAGACCUCCCAUGACUUAUAAUGUACCUCCAGGAGUUGACUCUAAGACCCUCAGUAACAGCUUCUUACAGGAUGAAAUGCACAAUCUACCGCCAGCUUAUGACAGCAUAGCUCAUGAUAUGCCGUCGCAUAUACCCAACGCGCCCAACGUGUCCCCACCGCAGCCGCAGCCGCAGCCGCAGCCGCAGCCGCGCACCAAACCCACCACCAGCAACUACUUCCCCGAGUUACCGGAGUUGCCGUCCGUGCCGUCCGACCUGCCGGCGGUACCGCAGGAGCCUAACGAAGGAGCCACGGGCCCGGACGAGAUUGACUUUGAAGAUCUGAACAGACGCUUCGAGGAGUUGAAGAAGAAGAAAUAAAUGUUGAUAUCGCGGUUCAUAAUAUACAGUGUGUAACAAAAAUAAGUGAUAAUACUGUAGGGUGUGU